AGGUUUAGGAGCAUAACUACGGUUAAAAAUGUGUCUGUGAUCAAACAACAUGUACAAUUACAAAAAAAUAAGACCAAUGACACCUAAAAACUUGUUCAAACCCCAUUUUUACUGUAAUAUCUGUCUGUAAGUUUGUCAUCAAAGGACAUGAAUUUUGCGACACCAUCAGUUGCAUUUUGCAUCUGGAGAACUAUAACAAAAACAUGUGCGCGUUUGUUUUUCGUGAAUGGAUUAUUGAGAAUUUAAAGGUCAUGGCAGAAAAUGUAACUGUGCAAAGACCCAAAUAAUAAUUUGAAGAAAUCUUCCCUGUGAUGAAGAAAAUCCAUCAAAUGAAACCCGAUAUUGUAGCGUUCGCGACCGCGAAACAGUCGUCGUUAACAGAGUAAAUCACGCUUUAAUUCUCCACGUCAUUAUGCUUUUAUUUUGAAGUCAGAUCUCUACCGGACGCUACGUUAUGUUUAUAUUAACGUAGUUUCCGGCUAUCGUGAGAACACUUCGAAAACGGUCUUUUUGUUACAGUUGUAGCUUCUUUUACUUAACUACACCCGCUAGCGACAAGAUACACUUAUCGAGAAUAGAUGUUGAGUUUGCCCAUUUUGCGUUUCUUUGUGCUAAAAUCGCGGUGCAGGCUGCUAGCCCGUCACAAUGUUAGCCAACAUGGCGGAUUGAUUGAUUGAUUGAUACUGACAGGUGUGCGAUACUGUAUCUGGGUCAAGUAUGUGACGUCAAUCAUUUUUGUGUGUGUGUGUAUUUCUUGAAUUUGUAUCUUCAAUCACGUUGUUGGUCGGCUAUUAAACGCUUGCUGACAUGAGCUAAACUUUGAGCGUGUGUGUGUGUGUGAAAGAUAAAGUGCGUAUGCGCCCGCGUCAUGCACCUGAGACGUCUUCUGGUGGGCUUCACUUCGACUUGUUCAAGAAGUCUUUUGGCACACCAGUGUUUGGUUCGAAAUGCACAUACGACGAUAAAAUCACGCCAGACCUCAGGUCUAUGUCAGGUCACCAUGAGCAAGAUUGAGCCUGAUAGCAUCUUUCAGAGCAAGGAGACCUCAGAUGAUGCUUCCCUUGAUGAGUGUUUUCCUAAUAGUACUAAUAAUGGAGAAAAGGAGGAUGGUGCUUUGGGAGAUGAACUUGGUCUCGGGGGGUCAUCUGAACCAAAGAACUUGAAGGAGACUCAAGGCCAUGAGAGCGGGGAGAGUGGAGCAUCCAAAAAGUCAGUCGCCAAGCAAGAGUCGGGCAAGAAGAACAGGAAGAGGGGACGACGAGUGGACAGUGAGCCAGAUGCAGAGAAGACCAAAAAAAAGAAGCAGAAGAUCCUGCGACCCAACUACUUUGUCUCCAUCCCGAUCACCAACGCACAGAUCAGUUCAGCGGUGACGGAGGUCCAAGAGGCAGUUCUGGAACGGGAGCCUCGCUUGGCUAAAGCCAUGAUCCCAGUCCCGACGCUCCACAUCACGCUCCUCGUCACCCAUCUGGCCGACCAAGAGCAAGUGGACCUGGCGGCGGCAGCGCUGGCCCAGGUGGAGUCGUCAUUGGCCGAGCUGCUGGAUGGGGCGGAGCUGGUGCUGCCCUUCACGGGCGUCGCUCACUUCAGAAACGACGUGGUGUUUGUCGCCCUCGGACCGGGACCGCACAGACGCGUGCUGUGCAACCUGGCAGAGUUGCUGCGUGGCCAUUUCAAGGAGCGAGGCCUUCUGGAAGGCGACGCUCAUGGCUUCGAACCUCACCUCACCAUUAUGAAGCUGUCCAGAGCUCCAAAGCUCAGAUCGCAGGGUAUCAAGCGUGUGGACCCAUCUCUCUACUCGAACUACAACGACCGGUUUUUCGGCGACCAGACACUCGAGCGUUUGGAUCUUUGCUCCAUGCUGAAAAGGAAGCAGCAGGACGGCUACUACCACACGGAGACGUCACUGCAACUAGAUUUGACUCCGCGUCCACUCCAUCGCAAACGCUCAAGUAGUCGUCGCCGGUCUGAACCCGACGAGGCGGAGCUUCUGCGGAUCAGCAAGCGAUUGGUGGAAGAUGCCGUCAGUCGCGCCGUGCAGCAAUACAAAAAGGAAACCUUUCAGAAUGGGGGCGCGCCCAACGCAGGGCAGCCGCCCGGAAACGCAGACGCAACCGCGGAGACGAAGACCACGGAUGUGAAUGCCGCCACAGACACCAGGAAGUGACGUGAUUGGACCCGUAGCUAACCGGAAGCGCUCUGAGGGAGGACACUAAUUGCCCAACGUCUGCUUUGCCGUAAAGCGGCUAAAUUUACCGGGGAGCCUGACGGGAAAUUGGCGAAUCUCGAAGAUUAGCUAGCCAAUCGUGCUAGCUAGCUGGCCCGCUCACUUCGCCAAGCUUGACUCAGGUUGCUCGCUGUUGUCUGUGCGCUCCACAACGCGAGGUUCCCUUGCAUUGGCUAAUUGCUAAUGUGCUACUUUUGAGUUGGAUCAGCAUUGUUGAGCGCCGACUCAUCGAAACUGACCACUUGAUCAGAUUUAAAAGCACAACGUCUUUUGGAUUUGUUCCGUUCUAAUUUGGACGUCUGCCGGCGAGCUACAGCAUU
Messenger RNA from Hippocampus zosterae (dwarf seahorse), 2547 nucleotides. It is a transcript of the gene akap7, whose product is annotated as A-kinase anchor protein 7. The transcript is spliced from 10 exons. Bases 869 to 2167 code for a protein of 432 amino acids. Lineage: Eukaryota; Metazoa; Chordata; Actinopteri; Syngnathiformes; Syngnathidae. The record is from RefSeq and is a predicted model, not a curated record. Gene Ontology annotation, molecular function: protein kinase A regulatory subunit binding. Gene Ontology annotation, cellular component: cytosol.